This is a messenger RNA of Paramecium octaurelia, 619 nucleotides long. The record is from the annotation of a GenBank genome assembly. Lineage: Eukaryota; Ciliophora; Oligohymenophorea; Peniculida; Parameciidae.
AAUGUUGAAAUCCGCAGUCCUGCAAUUUGAUUCUCCUAAGUAUGCUUAACAAAGUGUUAUCAAGGAUAUUAAGACGAUCAAGGAGUUAAUUAAAGGAGAAGAUUACUAGUAAUUGAGAUAAAAGCUAAAUGAGGUUUUCGGUAAGAAAAUAAGUGAGCAAUAAUAAUAAAUCACCCUCUAAUAGAUUUAAUAACAACAACAGCAACUCUAAUAAAAUAGUGUAAGACAGCGAACUUCCAGUAACCAAGAAGAUGCUAACCAACUAAAAAAGCAAGUCUUUCGUAGAAUUUAUGUUGCCAGAGAAAUUGACAAAACCUAAAAAGAAUAACCUUCUCUUGGAGAAAUCAAAAAAAUCAACUAUACUCCCUUGCGUAAUAGGUAAUCUCGGGUGAAGAUGAACAGCUCCAAUAUUAGACAAAAGACGAUAGAAAAUUAAUAACAGAAUUAGCAAUCGGCUGUCCAAUAACAAUGUUUACCCAUUAUUAAGAGUUUUGUUAAUAUGGAAGAAUAUCAAUAACAAUAAUAGCAAAUGAAGAAAAAGAAAGAUCAAUAGAGAAAGAAACACAUUUAAAAUAAGUUUAUUGAAUUUGAUAAAAUUUUGAACUAGUUAAUAAAAUGA